AUGUUUCAACUUGUCACUGCAUUGGUUGCUACAGGCUACAUAUUCUCGGUCAUUGCAUUCUCUUUUGCCAUAGUAUGCGCUUUUGGUAUUCCUGCUGUUCGACAGUUCCUUUCUGUCUAUCUUAGAAGACACGUUAUGCUAGCCGAGAUCUUGUCUUCUGUUGCUGUUGAGUUUUCUUUUCAGGCUAUUGUUUUUAAAUUGAUGCUUAUUCAGGUCGUCAAGUGGUUAGGUGGAUUUAACUAUACACUCGCUUGGUUAUUUUACUUUAUCGACAUGAUGAAUAUGGGUGGACUUGCUGUCUUGUUUUAUGAAAUGUUGAAAGAAAUAACUGUUGCUGACGACGCUAUCAAGGCUAUGGAUAAUAAAAGUCAGCCUAUCAAGAGUAUUAUUGGUUCGGUUGAAUUCAUGAAAUUAGUAAAUCCUUUUUGGACACCCGCUGGCAUUAGAAAGCAUCCAAACAUUACUUAUGCUACGAAUGAAGAAAUUCAAGAUGCUUUGGCAACCACAAAUCAUGAUUUUGAUCAACCUAGAAAAAUGAUGUUGGAUGUCUAUACUUUUGGUGAAAAAUCAACUGGGCUAAAGCCUGUCAUGGUCCAUAUUCAUGGCGGUGCAUGGAGAAUAGGCUCAAAAAACACACUUUAUCCUCAUGAAAAGAUUUUGCUUACCGAAAAUAACUGGGUUGUUGUGAAUAUUGGGUAUCGUUUAGCUCCCAAGAACGCUUAUCCUACUCACUUGUGCGAUGUAAAGCGCGCUAUUCGCUGGAUAAAACAAAACAUCGCUUCUUUUGGUGGCAAUCCUCACUUUAUUGUCUUGUCAGGUGAUUCUGCUGGUGGUCAUUUAUCGGCUAUGGCUUCUAUGACCAUGAACGAUCCUCAAUUCCAACCUGGUUUUGAGCAUGUCGAUACCUCUGUCAAAGGUGUUGUCAGUCUAAGCGGUGCUUUAGAUAUAUCUGCUCCUCAUCUUGCAGAAUUCUUUUGUAAGCAAGUGGCCAAUCUCGACAAGGUCGAUAUGGACUUUAUGAGCAAGCAUUCACCUGCCCAAUUUGCACAAACAGCCAAGGACCAAGGCAAACUUGUUCCUUUCUUGGCGGGUCAUCAUGUCAGUUAUAUGACUUGGUCUCCUCGUUCACUUUAUAUGUCUCGCGUCAUUCAGACAUGGGUUACUCAACUGUAUCUCAAUCUGAACAAGUCAAAGUUAGAAUAA
Molecule: messenger RNA, 1203 nt
Organism: Gilbertella persicaria
Lineage: Eukaryota; Fungi; Mucoromycota; Mucoromycetes; Mucorales; Choanephoraceae
Product: Alpha/Beta hydrolase protein
Exons: 7
Coding region: 1-1203 (400 amino acids)
Source: RefSeq, a predicted model, not a curated record